UGCACCUCCCACCCAGGUUCUCCAGCCCCGGCAGCUGUGCUCGCGGGGGGGAAACUGAGGCAGGGAGCGUGCUUGUGAGCUCGUUCCUUCCUUAGUCCACACCCCCACAAACUGCGAAGCUCCCGUGCCCUCCUGAGACCCGCAAGGAGCAACAGAGAAGCACGGGAGGAAGGGGAGGGGGCCGAAAGCAAGCAGGGUCUGUAGAGUCGGCCUGUCCUGCCACACUCAAGAUGGCGGCUCGGCAGCGGCGAGGUCCCUCAGAGGCGGUACCAGCGCAUGCGCAGCGCGGAGUCCCGGCCCGGGACACAAGAUGGCGGCAGCGGCGCUGGGGAGGGCGAGGCGGAGGCGGCAAAACAGGAGGUCUAGCAGAACGUGUAGCCGCGUCCCCUCGAGUCCGCUCCGGGCAGUUGCUGAUGCAAGGAAUUCCCUGGGCCCCCGUCCACUCCACUGCUGACCAGCCCACCCACCUGUGCUGAGCCUUCCUGCAGGCCUCCCCCCUGCUGCUGUGGGACCCUGUGACGUGGGGGUCCAUCCGGUCGGAGAAGAAAACCCUCUCAUGCUAGCGUUGCAGACCCCAGAGGGUGAGAAAAAGAGGGACCUUUUUCAGGCUUGAGACGUAUGGGCUCAGCCCCAAGGCACCGGGAAUCCCUCCUCCCCAGAGAAUCAAGCUUUUUCUCCCCUCGGUCCGGUGUGGGUGCUGAGAUGGCCAAUGAGAAUCACGGCAGUCCCCGGGAGGAAGCGUCCCUGCUGAGUCACUCCCCGGGCACCUCCAACCAGAGCCAGCCCUGUUCUCCAAAGCCCAUCCGCCUGGUGCAGGACCUCCCAGAGGAGCUGGUGCAUGCGGGCUGGGAGAAGUGCUGGAGCCGGAGGGAGAACCGUCCCUACUACUUCAACCGAUUCACCAACCAGUCCCUGUGGGAGAUGCCCGUGCUGGGCCAGCAUGACGUGAUCUCGGACCCUUUGGGGCUGAAUGCGACCCCACUGCCCCAAGACUCAAGCUUGGUGGAAACCCCCCCGGCCGAGAACAAGCCCCGAAAGCGGCAGCUCUCGGAAGAGCAGCCAAGCGGCAAUGGCGUGAAGAAGCCCAAGAUUGAAAUCCCCAUGACACCCACAGGCCCAUCGGUGCCUAGCUCCCCCAGUAUCCCAGGAACCCCAACGCUGAAGAUGUGGGGGACAUCCCCUGAAGAUAAACAGCAGGCAGCUCUCCUCCGACCCACCGAGGUGUACUGGGAUCUGGACAUCCAGACCAAUGCUGUCAUCAAGCACCGGGGCCCUUCAGAGGUGCUGCCCCCGCACCCCGAGGUGGAGCUGCUUCGCUCCCAGCUCAUCCUCAAGCUCCGGCAGCACUACCGGGAGCUGUGCCAACAGCGAGAGGGCAUCGAGCCCCCUCGAGAAUCUUUCAACCGCUGGAUGCUGGAGCGCAAGGUCGUGGAUAAAGGCUCUGACCCCCUGUUGCCGAGCAACUGUGAACCAGUCGUGUCACCUUCCAUGUUUCGUGAAAUCAUGAAUGACAUUCCCAUCAGGUUAUCUCGAAUCAAGUUCCGGGAGGAAGCCAAGCGCCUGCUCUUUAAAUACGCAGAAGCUGCGAGGCGGCUCAUUGAAUCCAGGAGUGCGUCCCCCGACAGCAGGAAGGUGGUCAAAUGGAAUGUGGAGGACACCUUCAGCUGGCUGCGGAAGGACCACUCGGCCUCCAAGGAGGACUACAUGGACCGCCUGGAGCACCUGCGGAGGCAGUGCGGCCCCCACGUGUCAGCCGCAGCUAAGGACUCCGUGGAGGGCAUCUGCAGUAAGAUCUACCACAUCUCCCUGGAGUAUGUCAAGCGGAUCCGGGAGAAGCACCUUGCCAUCCUCAAGGAAAACAACAUCCCAGAGGAGGUGGAGGCCCCAGAAGUGGAGCCCCGCCUGGUGUACUGUUACCCAGUGCGGCUGGCCGUGUCUGCACCCCCUAUGCCCAGCGUGGAGAUGCAUAUGGAGAAUAAUGUGGUCUGCAUCCGGUAUAAGGGAGAGAUGGUCAAGGUCAGCCGCAACUACUUCAGCAAGCUGUGGCUGCUUUACCGCUACAGCUGCAUUGACGACUCUGCCUUUGAGAGGUUCCUGCCCCGAGUCUGGUGUCUCCUCCGACGGUACCAGAUGAUGUUUGGCGUGGGCCUCUACGAGGGGACAGGCCUGCAGGGAUCGCUGCCCGUGCACGUCUUUGAGGCCCUCCACCGGCUCUUCGGCGUCAGCUUUGAGUGCUUCGCCUCGCCCCUCAACUGCUACUUCCGUCAGUACUGCUCUGCCUUCCCGGACACAGACGGCUACUUCGGCUCUCGCGGGCCCUGCCUGGAUUUCUCCCCGCUGAGUGGUUCCUUUGAGGCCAACCCUCCGUUCUGCGAGGAGCUCAUGGAUGCCAUGGUCUCUCACUUCGAGAAACUGCUCGAGAGCUCACCAGAGCCCCUGUCCUUCAUCGUGUUCAUCCCCGAGUGGCGAGAACCCCCCACGCCGGCGCUCACCCGCAUGGAGCAGAGCCGCUUCAAACGCCACCAGCUGGUCCUGCCUGCCUUCGAACACGAGUACCGCAGUGGCUCCCAGCAUGUCUGCAAGAAGGAAGAAAUGCACUACAAGGCCGUCCACAACACGGCCGUGCUCUUCCUACAGAACGACCCUGGCUUUGCCAAGUGGGGGCCGACGCCUGAGCGGCUGCAGGAGCUGAGUACAGCCUACCGGCAGUCAGGCCGCAGCCAUGGCUCCGGCUCCUCCUCCUCUUCCUCCGAGAACAAGGACCGGGACUCGGGCCGAGAACAGGGCCCUAGCCGCGAGCCUCACCCCACUUAACACAUCCCGCGGGGAGGAGGAGCCCCAGGGUGCUGGUAUGGACUGCUGGGACUCAGGCCUCUUGGGGCUGAGCAGACCCCAGGACCCUCCCCCUGAGGUGGCAGCAGGACUCAGGCUGCCAGUGUCAUAGGAAGAUUAUGGCUCUGCCAGGGCUCCCCCUCCCUGCCCGAUCCCCCAACUCCUCACCUCAAACUCACUCCAACUCCCGUGUAAAUAGGUCCUGUCCCUUCCCUUCCUCCCCCCAAUCCCUACCAUCUUAUCGCCAUCUUGUUUCAUUUGUAAAAGGAAAUACAGAAACCCCCCUAAGAAUGUGUGAGGGUCUUGAGGGCAGAGAAGGCGAGAACCUGGAGCUAGUCCUGGAACCACAUCCUCUGUAUCCAGGCUCACCUUCUUAUGACCCCCUGGGGCCUUCACACUCCAGCCCAGGGCUCCAGUGUCUAACUUCUUGCCCUGCUGGCCCCAUAACUGGGUCUCUGGUGGCCUCUGCCUGUGUCUAGCCAGUCUGGAGUCCAGAGUCCUGCGUCUUAUCUGCAGGCCCCAGACUCCCACAGCCAGGCCAGUACUCCUACCUCCAGGGGGCAGAGGACUGGGGGCUGUGCCCAGGCAGAGAGCUAGACUCCUGCUUGACCUGGAGCGGCCACAGGGAGGGGGCAGACAGCUAGGAUUCACAGUCUGGGGUCAGUAGGAAGAGCAGCUCUAAGCCACCAUGGGUUUUGGGGUAUGGUCUCCAUGCCAAUAGGCUGCUGACAGUGCGACCCUCUGAGGACCUCUAGGCAUGGAACAGAUGUUCUUCUGGGGCCCAGGAGAGGGGGAGGAAGUCUGAAGGUGCUCAAGGGGGUUCUUACCAGCUCAGCCAUCUCUCCCAGUAUCAGGCCUCUGCCCUACGGGCCUGCCCUGCCCCACACUUAGGCAGGGCGGGCCACACUGUGGGGCUAGGCAGCUCUCAUGAGCUGUAACAGGCUCUUCCUUCCUUCCAUUUCCCAAGUCCUUGCGGACAAAAGUAAGAUGGUCAGGACUGGACUCUGGUCCCUUUAUUGAGACUGAGGGGCCAGUGGGUCCAUCCAAACAAAAAUAAAUUUCUCUCCCCAAAGCCUGCCUGCAGGCUAGGGCACCCAGCAUGUCCUGGCUGGGGCCCACGGUUGUCCCCUAAACCCAGCAGCACAGGUCCGGCUCUCUUAGAGUGACAGGAUACCGGCUGCUCAGUGUCUGGAGACCCUAGGUGGAACAGGGAGGUGAGUCCCAGUGGGUCCUCCCCCACCCCCGCACGGCUGGCCCCCCAUAUCCACGGUCUGUGUUGGGCCCGCGGGGCUCAGUCAUCGGUCAGGGUGAUGACGUCGUACUCGAUGCCCUGGUGCUGCAGCUGUUGGAUGUGUUCAGGCACCGCCUCUUCUGCGCCGAAGAGGCCCUGGGCUUGGGCCAUGGCGGCAUCGGCCACCGCUGCCAGGGGAGGGGAGAGGACGGUGAGCCUGAGGCCCCAGAAGCUAGGCCUGGGUCCCCAUGGUCGUCAGGCUCCCACCCCAUACCUGUGACGGCUGAGUGUGCAGCAGCCUCCAGUUGGGCCUGUGUGACCAGCUGCUGGCCUGGGGACACAGGCACAUACUGGAUCUAGAGUGGAGAAACCAAUGAGAUAUGGCCUUGGAGGAGCUCUGCCUGUGCCCCAGCUCCAUCUGCUCCCCGCCAAAGGCCCUACCUGGGACUCCUGAAGGAAAGGGGCCCCUUGUUCGUACUGGAUGUGUGUGAUCUGGCCUUCCUGUACCUGGAGGGAGGAAGGCGACAUGAUGAGCGAGGAGGCUAUACGGUCCUCACCUCACUCCCCACCCCUGCCCAGGCCUGACCUACCUGGAUAUGAUGGCCCUCUGGAACCACCACAUAUUCCUGGGGGAGCAGGUGCUGGACCCCAUCCUGGGAGAUGAUGUACUGUACCUGGAGAAGGGUGGAGCAGAGGCAGGUGCUGAGGCCAGGAGCUCAGCGAGGAAGACCGAGCAGGGGGCCAGGGACACCCACCUUUGACGGCAGCUGCAAGCACGGACCCGGGGAGAGGUGGUUUGGAAAGUGCGGUUCCUCCCCGAAGCGGGGCCUAGGCAGGUGGAGGGAGGGCAGUGCUGGCCGAGGUGCUCACCUGGUUGUCGGAGGUCACCAGAUGCUGUACUGUCUGGCCGUCCGCAGUGGUGAUCUCUUGGAUAUAGGUGGCUUCUUCCUGCCAGGACCAAGCCAGCUCUAGCCUCACUUCUGUGUGCUCCCACCCCAGCCUGUGACCUCCCAGCCCAGGAGCUCACCUGAUUGGUCACUGUCUGCUCUUGGGCCACAAUAAUGUGUUCCUGGCCCAGGGCCUGCUGCAGCCGCUCUGGGCCCAGGACCCCAUGGCUGGACUGGAGUGCAGCUGGGCAGAGAGGGGAGGGUGCUCACACAGG
Messenger RNA from Ailuropoda melanoleuca (giant panda), 5225 nucleotides. RefSeq names its product phosphorylated CTD interacting factor 1 (gene PCIF1). Lineage: Eukaryota; Metazoa; Chordata; Mammalia; Carnivora; Ursidae. Bases 619 to 2814 code for a protein of 731 amino acids. Gene Ontology annotation, cellular component: nucleus. The record is from RefSeq and is a predicted model, not a curated record. The transcript is spliced from 17 exons. Gene Ontology annotation, molecular function: RNA polymerase II C-terminal domain binding; mRNA (2'-O-methyladenosine-N6-)-methyltransferase activity.